Molecule: messenger RNA, 1688 nt
Organism: Callithrix jacchus (white-tufted-ear marmoset)
Lineage: Eukaryota; Metazoa; Chordata; Mammalia; Primates; Cebidae
Gene: MFAP4
Product: microfibril associated protein 4
Biological process (GO): elastic fiber assembly
Source: RefSeq, a predicted model, not a curated record
GGUUGUCUGGGGUGGGGAGAGAGGGGUUCUGCAGCUACGGGAUGGGGGGCGGGGCUGGGGCGGCUGGCGAGGGCUCAGCACAUAACUCUGGGCGGUUACAGUCUAGGGCUGCAGACACCCAGCCACUCUGAGCAGAACUGACAGCAUGAAGGCCCUCCUGGCCCUGCCGCUGCUGCUGCUUCUCUCCACAUCCCCGUGUGCCCCCCAGGUCUCCGGGAUCCGCGGAGAUGCUCUGGAGAGGUCUUGCUUCCAGCAACCCCUGGACUGUGAUGACAUCUAUGCCCAGGGCUACCGGUCAGAUGGCGUGUACCUCAUCUACCCCUCGGGCCCCAGCGUGCCUGUGCCCGUCUUCUGUGACAUGACCACUGAGGGCGGGAAGUGGACGGUUUUCCAGAAGAGAUUCAAUGGCUCAGUGAGUUUCUUCCGGGGCUGGAAUGACUACAAGCUGGGCUUCGGCCGUGCUGACGGAGAGUACUGGCUGGGGCUGCAGAACAUGCAUCUCCUGACGCUGAAGCAGAAGUAUGAGCUGCGAGUGGACUUGGAGGACUUUGAGAACAACACAGCCUAUGCCAAGUACGCUGACUUCUCCAUCUCCCCAAACGCAGUCAGCGCAGAGGAGGAUGGCUACACCCUCUAUGUGGCAGGCUUCGAGGACGGCGGGGCAGGUGACUCCCUAUCCUACCACAGUGGCCAGAAGUUCUCUACCUUUGACCGGGACCAGGACCUCUUUGUGCAGAAUUGUGCAGCUCUCUCCUCAGGAGCCUUCUGGUUCCGCAGCUGCCACUUUGCCAACCUCAAUGGCUUCUACCUAGGUGGCUCCCACCUGUCUUAUGCCAAUGGCAUCAACUGGGCCCAGUGGAAAGGCUUCUACUACUCUCUCAAGCGCACAGAGAUGAAAAUCCGCCGGGCCUGAGGGGCUGGACCCCUCCCCUGUACACCCAUGGUCUCCAUGAGUGCUCCCUCUGCUGCCCCUGAUGCAUGCUUCUGCUGCUUCCCAAGCACCAACUCCUUACAGGGGACUUUGUGGCUCUCAGCCAUGCCUCAUCCCUGUCACACACCCAGGGCGUCCAUUCCUAAGCCAGGUCCAGCUCCCUUGCACCUGAAGUUAUGCUGCCAGCAGCUCCCCAGGCCUUUUCCGAGCAGCACAGGGUUCUAGCCUGGACCUGGAUGGGCUCCACGACAGAGUUGCCUCCACCCUGUCCCAACAGCUGACAGCCAGGAGCCACCCUCCCAGCUGCAGGCCUUGGUGUUCCACCUUGCCCUUCUUCCUCACUGUGGACCUGUCUGGGUCACCACAGUGUGCUAGGUGAGUGGUGCAGAGUAAACAGAGUGAACAGUGCAUUCCAGGCCACAGCCCAGCAGUCCUCUGGCUGCUCUUAAACCAUGUCCCAUCUUUAGCCUCCCUACCACCAACUUACUCCCUUGUGGUGAGCACCGUGGACCCCCAGCCCACAGCACUAUCAUACUCAGCUUCCCCUGAUGGCCCAUCCCAGCCCCUGAAACUCUAUGCCAAGGCCACAGCUACUGCAUACCACCCUGAAACAGUCACAGCCAAGGUAGGCAUGCAUAUGAGGCCUUCCCCACACCCUCUGGGGGUUGAGGUUUAGCAACAUGAGUAGGCAGAGGACAAACUGCAGGGUUGGGAGUCGGUAGGGACUGAAGGGCUCAAUAAACCUUCAGAACCUGAA